This is a messenger RNA of Nannospalax galili (Upper Galilee mountains blind mole rat), 1794 nucleotides long. It is a transcript of the gene Il17d, whose product is annotated as interleukin 17D. Gene Ontology annotation, molecular function: cytokine activity. The record is from RefSeq and is a predicted model, not a curated record. Gene Ontology annotation, cellular component: extracellular region. The coding region runs from base 62 to 691 and encodes 209 amino acids. Gene Ontology annotation, biological process: inflammatory response. Lineage: Eukaryota; Metazoa; Chordata; Mammalia; Rodentia; Spalacidae. The transcript has 3 exons.
UACGGCUACAGAGCCGCUUACAGCGCGUCCUAACAGACCUGACAAGACCUGGGGCGCCGCGAUGCUGGGAACACUGGUCUGGAUGCUCGUGGCCGGCUUCCUACUGGCGCUGGCGCCGGGCCGCGCUGCAGGCGCGCUGAGGGCGGGGAGGCGCCCGACGCGGCUGCGAGGCUGCGCGGACCGACCCGAGGAGCUCCUGGAGCAGCUGUACGGGCGACUGGCGGCCGGCGUGCUCAGCGCCUUCCACCACACGCUGCAGCUGGGGCCGCGCGAGCAAGCGCGCAACACCAGCUGCCCGGCAGGGGGCAGGCCCGCCGACCGCCGCUUCCGGCCGCCCACCAACCUGCGCAGCGUAUCGCCCUGGGCAUACAGAAUUUCCUACGACCCAGCGCGCUUCCCGAGGUACCUGCCGGAGGCCUACUGCCUGUGCCGCGGCUGCCUCACCGGGCUGUUCGGCGAGGAGGACUUCCGCUUCCGCAGCGCGCCGGUCUACUCUCCCGCCGUAGUCCUGCGCCGCACGGCGGCCUGCGCGGGCGGCCGCUCGGUGUACGCCGAGCACUACAUCACCGUCCCGGUGGGUUGCACCUGCGUGCCGGAGCCCGACAAGGACGCGGAUGGCGCCAACUCCAGCAUGGACAAGCCGGGCGCCAAGCUCCUGCUGGGGCCCAGGGACGGCCCCGCGGGGCGCUGAGGCCGCGGACUGCCCGCCUGCAUCCCCGCAUCUCCAGGCCGAAGCCAUCGGUCGCGGCCCGCAGGCGGCUUUGCAAAUGCUGGUCCAGUCCAGCCUGUCGCUGCUGCUGCGUGCUUGCCCCCGAGAGAGAGCUCCAUAAGCUUUAAAUAUAUAUGUACUUUAAAGUAGAGAACACAUAUGUACGACUAUUUUGAAUAGAGGCAGAAACUAUUUUUAUAUUAGUCAUUUAGGGCAAGUAGAUUUUUAAAAUUUCCUUUAUGUAUAAGCAAUUUAUAAACACCCCAUUUUCUUUCUUUUAGACGUGUAAUUGGGGUACUCGGAUAAAGUCCUAUUAGCUGGCACUGUGUCCUGGGUCUCUGAAUUCAGCUCGUUGCCAAGGCUGACCUAGAGUGAAAUGGAUGCUCUGAAUCUGACCAUUCAUCCACUGAAGGCCUCAUAGGUCGAUGCCAGUAGCCAUAGUCGCCGAAACCCAGACUUUUAUUCAUUAGGAAUAGUAUCAACUUUAAAAAAAAUUUUCCCCCACUUUUGAAAGCCACUGAUUUCAAUUUGUGGCAUGAGGUGGAAUGUGACAUCUUUGCCAGUUCUUAGUGAGAUCCAAGCACACAUUGGCUUAGUUUUAUGGGCUUUUGGAUAUUAGGAAGCUGAAUAUUAGGAAGACAAAGGCCAAAAUAGUUCCCAGAGAUCAGUAUUGAGGCCUGGCUUCUGGGUUUUACAAUGUGAACUAAACCCUUACAUCUCCUUUAGGUUGAAAGUGAGUCCCUGAACACAUUGUACAGAUUCUUUUUAGUCAUUAAAACAGUGGUAGAUGGAGGAUAUGCUGCAGUGUGCAUUUCAUUCUUUCCAGAUUUUGCUUAGGUGAACUAGUUUGGGGUAUUGGGACAGAACUCAGGUCCUUGGACAUUCUAAGUAGGGUGUCUGCCAGUGUCCUGAUUCACUUUCAGAAGAAACAGUAGGCCAUUUGUUGUUCCACUUUUGAGAUGAGCUCGCUAUGUAGCCCAGCCUGACCUGGAAAAAAAUCCAUCCUGUGCCUCGGCCUUCUGAGUAGGAAGAUUACAGGUGUGAGCCACCACUGCAGGAUAAAAUAAUAUGCUAUCUAAGGUCUU